Ascochyta rabiei is the source of this 765-nucleotide messenger RNA. RefSeq lists its product as uncharacterized. The record is from RefSeq and is a predicted model, not a curated record. Lineage: Eukaryota; Fungi; Ascomycota; Dothideomycetes; Pleosporales; Didymellaceae. The transcript is spliced from 2 exons. The coding region runs from base 1 to 765 and encodes 254 amino acids.
AUGAAGUUGACCAUUCUCACGGCCGAUGGAUUCGCAGCUCUGACGUUGUUAGCAACCUGCUUCAGCGGACUCUCCCUUGCUGCUCCUACUGUUGAAGGACUUGCCCUGGAGAAGCGUGCACUACCGGUCCUGUUGGGCUCUGCUAAAUCUUUCGGUGCACUCAGCGAGACAGCACUUACCAGUAAUGGCGCCACGGCCAUCACGGGUGCAGGUGGAGUAGGAAAUGCUGGAGUUUGGCCGGGUACAGCUAUCACUGGAUUCCCCCCUGGGACUGUUUCAGGCGUCCUGGCACGGGGCACAGUUUUGGCACAGAACGGAAAAUCUGGUUGUCUUACGGCUUACAACAAUGCUCUAUCUAUUCCAGCUACGAGAGCACUUCCAUCGUCAAAUCUUGGAGGAAUUACCCUUACCCCGGGCGUAUACACGUUCCCAACAUCAGCGGUGACCUUGACAGGCACUCUCACACUGAAUGCUGGUGGCGAUGCCAGAAAGCAAUUUAUCUUCAAGGCCACCACCACCUUUACCGCCGCGGCUCUCUCCAGGAUUGUUUUAACUAACAAUGCUCAAGCGUGCAACGUUUACUUCGUUGUCGGCUCUUCAGCAACUAUUGGAGCAGGUGCGCAGCUACAAGGCAACAUCAUCGCAUACACUGCGAUUGGAGCAGGUAAUGCAGCAAGCAACAAAGGCACUUGGUGUGCCCUGAACGCUGCUGUAACGUUGAUCAACAACUCUCUUGUUGCCCAGGCUGGAAACUGCCCUACUUAG